AUGCUUCCCUACCGCCUCCGUCCUCCAGUCUAUGGGAACAAGUGGAAGAAGACAAAAGGCACUCAAGGAAAUGUCGAACCUGAAUACAGUCCACUGAAAGAAGCCAUUCAACAAGACCUACGCCAUAUUUGGUCUCUCUCCGAGCAGCAGCAACAAGAAUUGACACAACAAAAUGACGACGCUACUACUACUGACAAUCACGUUGAAGAAGGUCGUAUCUUUUCCCAAUUUCGAUCAAGUGCAAUGGAAGAAGCCAAACUAUCGUUGCUACUGACGCUGCUCUAUUGUCCACGCUCCGACCGUGCCAAAUGGACCCAAUUGCUCUACGAUGCCUGCUUGGAAUUUGACAAUGACAAUCCGCCAUUUUGUCUCUACGCCGCGGCGGAAAGCAGUUCCGUGGCACAAGGAGGAACACUCGAAACAGCAACUCUGGCUCAAAAACGAAACCUCUUGCCCAUGGAUGUUCAAGACAAUUCGCGUUUCAAAUUUCGACGAUCCUUUGAUCAACCCAUUCGCAUGAGCAGAUGCCAUUUCACUCAAUUGCUGCAAUGGCAAGAACAAGCACUGGCCGGUCAUGCCGACUGUGAAUUGCAACAAUGGCACGCACGAGAAGAACGACUCCAUAAACGCCAAAGAAUACUGGAGGGUGAUACUGCUGACACUACUAAUACGGAAGAAAACCAAAACAACAAUCAACAGGAAUGGACUUGUCGUUGUGGGGGACUCUGCGAUUCACUUGCCAUUCUGCCGCGCAUAUUUGACAGAGUCGAUCUUUCGUCCUAUCCAGGGCCAUUGUCUCUAGAAGCACUGGCGGCACGAAUUCAUCAUCAACAACAAAAGAAACCACCACCACCACAGCCUGCCAACAAUGGAACUCAACAAGACAAGACUGUUGACCCACUCCUACACAAUAAUAAUACUGACGAAACUGCGACAAACACGUUUGCAGCAAGACAUGCCACCACGCUCUUGUCUCAAAUACAAAAGUACAAGUCCUAUCCCAUCUUUGUAGAGACUCGGGCGAACAUCCAACACAACAAUCUAUCCUGGUGGAGGGACAAAUUGGCGCCGUCGCUACAAGCGUCCGAGUCGUCCCUCCAACGGUUGGCAUCCUUCUGUCGUUCGGGAGAAGCCACAGUACAUGUCCCACAGAAACCAAUAGACAAGGAACACAACUCCCAAAACAGCAACAAGAAAAACAACAACACCAAGCAGUCUGGUACAAACGAUAGCACAUCCAAUGCAACAGCUACUAGAGCCAACGACGCUGCGGAUACGGAGACUGAACAGACCGGACAAGGAGUUUCCUAUGACGUGGUGCUUCCGGAACACAUUCCAAUGGCGCUGCGGAAUGGUAUCCAACAGGCUUUGAAUUCCAUGCUCCAACGAAAUCCACCCAAACCUGCCACAACAGGUGAUACGCAGGAGGAGAGCGUGGUUCCUGGAACGGGAGGGGCAGCCUUGAGAAAUUUGUUGGCUCAAUCCGCUACUACCAAACACAACACGCAGGUAUCAUUUGUGGGGGAGAGCACCGAUGUGGCUGAAGCAUCCGAAUAUCCAGUCGCCAGGGAUGAUGACAGUGUGACGCAGAGCUCGCUUCCUGGCAUUGGUGGAGCAGCCCUCGGGGCCUUGCUAGCACAAGCUACUCGAAAAUCUACGGCAGUCGCCGAUGAUGAAAGCAUUGCUCAGAGCUCGCAUGCUGACAGCUUGUUUUUGAGACGAUCCAAAGAAAGGACCAACAAUGCUACGCCAGAAAGGCCAGCUGCUUUGGAUGACGAUAGCAUAGCACAGAGCACAGGUCCAGGUCAUGGAGGAGCUGCGCUUGGGGCCUUGCUAGCACAAGCCACUCGAAAAACUACAACAGAAAAAAGAGCUACCGAUGAUGACAGCAUUGCUCAUGCCGGCUCAUUUGCAAGAAGAUCGAGAGAAAGGGCCCAGAUGGAAGGACCCGUUGCUUUUGAUGAUGACAGUAUAGCACAGAGCUCACGUCCCGGCCAUGGAGGAGCAGCACUAGGCGCCUUGCUAGCACAAGCAAACAGUCCGGCCGCCUUGGAUGAUGUUGGCACAGCUCAAAAUUCAAGUCUUGGCCACAAAGUACCGACCAUGAGACGGCGAAGGGCCACAGCCAAGGCUGCACCAUCAAGACCAGCUGCCUUGGAUGAUGAUAGUACCGUGCAGAGCACACGUCCGGGCCAUGGAGGUGCAGCACUGGAUGCCUUGCUACAAGCCGUUGGGAAGGAUGCAUCAGUUGCUACCACAGACAAUGAUAAUGACACCAGAGCUCAGGGCUCGAAUCUUGGCCAUGAAGUAUUUACUUCUAGAAAGCGCGACGCUAUGGCAGCAGCCAAGGCUGCACCAACAAGACGAGACGCUUUGGGUGAGAGCAGCAUUGCAGAGAGCUCACUUCCUGGUCUUGGGGGAGCAGCGCUUGGAGCUUUACUUUCACAAGCCACCCAAAAGACUUCAUCAGUAGCUGCCAGGGGCAACAAGCAGGCCAAAACGAUGACUGCCUCACCAUUAGCCGCGGAGGAGGACAGCAUGGCACAGAGCUCAGAUCCUAGUCAUGGGGGAGCAGCCUUGGGAGCCUUGCUAUCGCAAGCUGCUGGAAGGGCUGCAUCAAGAGCUCCCGCAAGCAAUGACAGCAGAGUUCGACGCUCAAAUCAUGGUCGUCAACAUGGUACAAAAGAUAUACCAAUCCCAGCCCGACAACCAACCGGAGAUGACGGCAGCAUAGCACAGAGUUCGCUUCCUGGACAUGGUGGAGCAGCUCUGGGUGAUUUGCUUUCACGGGCCCUCGGUAAAGCAUCUACCAGGGCAAGAAUUAGUGUUGGUGUUGGUAGGUGCUCACAUUCAAGACAAGGCACCACAAGUAUGAGAAACAACAAAGCCACAGAGCAAACAAACAUGGACGAUGACAGCAUUGCACGAAGCUCAUACGGAGGCCACGGAGGAGCAGCUUUGGGUGCAUUGCUGUCACAGGCAAAGAGAACCCCCACGAUGGCUAGUGGCGACGAAAGUCUGGCACUCAACUCCAAUGCUGGCCGCGGCGGAAUUGCAUUGGGUGCACUAAUGGAAGAGGCAUCCAGACCAAAUGGAUCGACGAUUGGCGCCAACAGCUCGUCCCAGAGGAGGACACGAGCAACUCGCCGCCCAAUGGACUUCCUUGUAAUGGGUGACGACGGCGUGGCUGAAGCUGACACCCACUUGGACGAAGGACUUCUUGAAUCUGAUGAGAGCCAGAGCGCCAUCCAGAUGGCAGAAACAGCGGCGAGAGAUCAACAGCUUACUCGAUCGCGACACACUGGCAGAAAGCAAGGCAGAAAUCCUCGAUCACAAGACACAACCAAGGUAUUAACUCGACGGGGCAAGAAGAGGCGUAACGAGGACGAGAAUAACCCAAGCGGAGGACAAGACGACGAUUCUCAGUCAAGGAAGGACCGUGCGUGGGCCGACAAACGAGCCCGAAGAAGCCGCUUGGGACCUACGACCUCGGAAGAAAGGCAAAACGUCGGUGACGGGGAUCAGUCGCUAGCAAGCACAGCUGAGUACCAAGGGAUGACUGCGAUUGAGAUGUUACUCUCAAAGGUCGAGAAGAAAGAGUGA
Seminavis robusta is the source of this 3603-nucleotide messenger RNA. The record is from the annotation of a GenBank genome assembly. Lineage: Eukaryota; Bacillariophyta; Bacillariophyceae; Naviculales; Naviculaceae.